AUGGCUAUCGCAUCCAACAGCACUCCUUCAGCUCAAGACCAUGCACCACUUCCACCCAACGUCCAUGGUGUCGACAAGUCUGCGCAAAACUCUUCUGGCGCAACUGAAAUAGGCGACCUACCCGAAUCAUCUAUACUUCACCUGAAGGCCGCCUGGGGAACUGAGACGAUAGAUGUAUCAGUGAAAGUGGGCGCUGCUGGCCUCGCUUUGAUAUUUGCCUGCGCCUUUCUCGCUCUGGUGGCUUUGGUAUAG
This is a messenger RNA of Fusarium verticillioides 7600, 252 nucleotides long. RefSeq lists its product as hypothetical. The coding region runs from base 1 to 252 and encodes 83 amino acids. The record is from RefSeq and is a predicted model, not a curated record. The transcript has a single exon. Lineage: Eukaryota; Fungi; Ascomycota; Sordariomycetes; Hypocreales; Nectriaceae.